UUAAGAGGCAAUAGAAACUACGUGUCGCUGUCAAACGCGAGGUAAUGCACGGAUAUAAAUAAAGGCGAGUGUAAACAGUGAACGGACAUCUGGAAAACAACUAGCUAGUCCCUCCGGUGUGCUCUGCCCCUCACGUUAUGGGAUUUCUCUGCAUGUGCAUGCCCAAGAAACGCCCAUCCUCCAGCAGUAAGGGUCAAAGGUCAAAGAGAACUGAAGAACGGCCGCAAGCGAAAUCUGCCUCUGGUCCUGCAAAGAAGCACAUCGAUGACCUUUUUGCUAAAGAAGAACAAUACAAACUCCUAAAUGCAGAGCUGGAAGCCAAAACAGCAGAUCUAGUGAGACAGGCAGAUCAACUAAUGAAAGAACAGAGUGAAGUUCUGUCGAAAUCUUUCUCCACCCUGCUGCUCACCGAUAUUGAGGAUGAAGAAGCUUCCAGGAUGAUAAAGCCUCAACAGUUCACCGUGCAGGAGCCUCGUGUGAAGGUGGUGACUAAAAAAAGGGUCACAUCAACAUCACAAAACAUGCGUGCUGGAAAAAAAGAAAAAGAGCCUCAAUGCAAAACUGCAACUCCGAAGGUGCCUCUUGGGGACGAUUUAACAGCUGUUGAGGACUCUGCUGACUUUUUCCUGGCGAAGACGAUACGCAGCAUGGAGGAGCAGAUGAACGACGCUGAUCUUCAUGACAAUGUUGUGGAUGACGUGUCUAAUGCUGGAGACAACGUAGGAUCGGGCAUUUCAGAUGCUCAAAUACGAGUUUUGAAGGCAAAACUACGGAUUAUGCAAGAGGAGCUGGAUCAACUAUCAUGUGAAUAUUAUAAGAAGGAUGAUGAAAAUGCCAAGCUUAGCGCAAAGAUUAAGGAGAUUGAGGAGGAUCGAGCCAGGCUGCAGAAGACCACCAGCAUUCAGCAAACACAGAUCGAGAAGCACCGAGCGUUAGCGGAGGAGUCUGCUAGGAAAUGUGACGGACUUCAGGUGCAGGUGUCUGGUUUACACAAGGAAAUAGAAAAUCUCAACAGAUCCAACAAACAAGCCGCAGCCGCCAACAGCACUGUGGAGGUUCGUCUGACCAGAGCUCAGGAGGAGGUGGAGAGGUUAAAGACUCAACUCAACAAAAUGAAACAGAUGAACAAGGACAAGUUAAACGAGGAACAUCAGAGUAAAGAAAAUCUACUUGCUGAAAACAAAGUGCUAAAAAAGCAGAAGGCAGAACUCAUCGUGGGUUUCAAGAAACAGCUCAAGCUGAUCGACAUUCUCAAAAGACAAAAGAUGCAUUUUGAAGCUGCCAAGCUGCUGUCGUUCACAGAAGGCGAGUUCAUGAAAGCUCUGGACUGGGGGAAGUCAUAAACAGUCAGCAUGUAAAACUUGGACACUUGUGCCUCAAUAAAUAUUUAAAGAUA
Messenger RNA from Thunnus maccoyii (southern bluefin tuna), 1396 nucleotides. It is a transcript of the gene tex9, whose product is annotated as testis expressed 9. The record is from RefSeq and is a predicted model, not a curated record. Lineage: Eukaryota; Metazoa; Chordata; Actinopteri; Scombriformes; Scombridae. The transcript is spliced from 12 exons. Bases 138 to 1343 code for a protein of 401 amino acids.